Messenger RNA from Ictalurus punctatus (channel catfish), 1369 nucleotides. Its product is annotated as cerebellin-1. Gene Ontology annotation, molecular function: protein binding. The record is from RefSeq and is a predicted model, not a curated record. The transcript is spliced from 3 exons. The coding region runs from base 599 to 1210 and encodes 203 amino acids. Lineage: Eukaryota; Metazoa; Chordata; Actinopteri; Siluriformes; Ictaluridae.
GACAUUGUAAGCCAGCAGAGCCUCGGCGUAAGCGACAUCUUCAUGUGGCGUGCAGACCCGGUUUAUCUGCUGUCUGCUUGACUUCAUCUGAAUCAUCAGUCUUCGUGAGUUGUUCAUUUCGAGCGUAAGGUAGAUCAUUAUUUUAUAGUUUGAAUCUGUGCGCUAGCAGGGUGAAUGUACGCUGGAGAAGCUAAAUAUCCUGCGGCAGACAGACCGCUGUCGUAGCGGCUUCGUGUUCUAAAAUGACGCCCACGAAAACAGCAUUUUCUCUUAAUUCAUCCAUCAACUUCUGUAUCAUUUUCAACAGAAUCACCGACUUAGUUCACUUAUAAACGUUAAGUGUUGGAACCCUUUAUGAUUACAUAAAGAUCCUGAAGUUGAAAGGUCAACUGUGAUAUUUUCUCCUUCUUCUUGUUUUUUUGUGGAAAUUCCUGCUCUGGAAGAUUAAAUUCCCGUAUUGCACAAGUCUGAGUUUAAUGAUUGGCCUGAGCCUAUGUUGUGUUUAAUAAGCAGAGAGAUUGUCCAGCUGGGGUAAAGCUGGGGCUAUUUAACAACGUCGCUGUAUAGGAGAGAACGUCAAGAGAUCUCAGCAGCAAAGAUGUUGAGAACCGUGUUCUACUUGCUCGUCGUCUUUCUGCUGAUGCCGGUGCCGAGCAGUCUGCUGGAGACGGAAUACCACGGAACCUGCCAGGAUUUAUGCGGUGAGCUGAAGCAGCUCCGAGAGCGCGUGCAUCAGCAGGCAGCCGCUUUAUCUGAGAUCAAGAAGAAGUUGGUAUACUUGGAGAAUGAGAGUGCAGGGCGGCCGAAGGUGGCGUUCAGCGCCGGAUUACCUGCAGGGCGGCAUGGACCGUUUAACACUGAAACCACUCUGAUCUACAGUAGAGUCCUCACCAACAUCGGAGGAGCUUAUAACCGACAAACAGGUGUGUUCACAGCUCCGGUUAGUGGCGUGUACUACAUCCGCUUUACGGGUGCCGCGUACAACACUAACAGCUUCAAUAUGGGUAUUAACCUGUACAAAAACAAUUUCAUAUUGUUGCACUUGGGCGAAGGCAGCAAAGACGGCGUUCUCAGACACGUGUCCAGCGGCCUGGCGCUCCAGCUGAAGGCCGGAGACAUCGUGUACCUCCGCCUCUAUGCCAACUACGCCCUCUACGACGAUCAUCUGUUCCGCAACACCUUCACCGGCUUCCUCCUUUUCCCCUCCUAACAAAAACGCUGUCUGUGCUCCAGUUCUGUGUUUAAAUCUCCACUCAAAUGAGUUUCUCUGCAUAUUAGUGAGUUUCUGAUCAAUAACUGAAAUUACAUCUACACAUCUAGUGUGUGUGCCGUGUUAUGACAAAAAUCUAAAUAAAGCAAAUAAAACAAA